Messenger RNA from Protopolystoma xenopodis, 1152 nucleotides. The record is from the annotation of a GenBank genome assembly. NCBI's taxonomy places the organism in Eukaryota, Metazoa, Platyhelminthes, Monogenea, Polystomatidea, Polystomatidae.
AUGACACUGACAUUCGGCCAUUGUGUUACCCAAAUCGAUGAAGAAGACGAAUUCAUUGUCAUCCACCAGACUGUUGCAGCUAAAGACGUCCUCUCCCCAGCAAAUAGACGUAUGGCCUCAAAUUGCAUUGCCGAACGCUUUUGGUAUUUACCUGGUUCCAAACUCUUCAUUUGUCAGGACGAAGUCUCAGACGGUCAUCCGGUGAACUUUGAUGAGGCUGCUAAGACCGUUGCAUCCCCUAAUAGGACUGAUCAAUUUACGACGGCUUAUUCAACAGCUGCCUUAGAAACGACUGUCACCGCUGCCUCUUCAUUAGGCACCACUGAGGCCCCAGUAGACCAGCCUGCAUUUACCACAGAAAAUGUUGCCUCUCACUCCGUAUCCACUGCUUCCUUUUCACCCGCCUUGUCCGGCCCCUGCUCCUCCAUAUCAUCCUCAGAGUCUGAUUCAGCGUCUGAAUCAUCUGCCGACGAGGCUGAGUAUGAUGCUAGCUCAAUUAUCCGAAUAAUGCACUCCGGGAGUGCUGCCUGCAAACGUGCUACCUCAGCGAUUAGCACCGCAUCGGUUUCGCAAUUGCGCCAAAGGCGAUCGCCGAAUGACGGUGAUGUGGCUGGUAACGCUGGACACUCAAAACGUCUAUCAAGUAUUGCAGAGAGCUUAAGCUCAUCUGAAGCCGAGGCUGAGUGGGAGGCGAUCAGUGAAAAUGACGAAACCAGUGACGCAGACGAGAAAUACGAGAGGGCUUGCCUUAAAUUGAAAUUAAAGGAAGCAAAAAAACUGAAAAAAGAGGAUGACAAUAGAAGGGUUGAAAAGGAUGAUAAAGUGAAAUACAAUGAACCUUCAGAGAAGAAGAACAAGCGGGCGGAAGAUUGUACAGACGACAAAAUCCUAGAAAGUAGACGAAUGCCUAGAGAAUAUCUUAUCGUUUCUAGUGACCGAGAAAACGUAUUGAAAGACAAACGGCAGGGUAUGGUGGACCUAUGCCUCAUGGAGCAAGCCGUCGUAGAAGCCAAGAACAGUAAGCAAGAAACCGCAAAAGCAAGUACGGGGCACGAUAAAGCAGAGAAUCUUAGUGUUCGGCAUUCGGAUUCGGAAGAGCAGAUGAAACUAGAAGCUCAAACCGAUCCGCUUCAAGUGGAAAACGAUAUGAGC